This is a messenger RNA of Paracoccidioides brasiliensis Pb18, 3456 nucleotides long. RefSeq lists its product as uncharacterized. The record is from RefSeq and is a predicted model, not a curated record. The transcript has 2 exons. Bases 1 to 3456 code for a protein of 1151 amino acids.
AUGAGCCCUCGACCGGCACCAUCAAAACAGAAAAAAGGAGGCACUGUAACGGAGAACAAUGAAUCUACGCCUUUGCCUCCUUUAACGUCCUUACAAACAAGUGGAAGUACAGGUAAACCCUUAAGCACGAGAGGCCCGCCAGUUGGCCGUCGCAAUUCUUGGAUAUCCAGCCUUAGCCAGAAAUUUUCUUCGAGCGGCUCAACUACCCCGGCGCAAAGUAACGUGAAAGAUGCAAACGCGAAGCAGCCCGCUCAGAGCCCACGCCAAGAGUUGCACAACCCUUUUGGUGCAUCGUUCUCUCCCAAGGACAAGAGUGACAAGAAGGAUGAAUUGACGAGCCCCUUUGACUUACGUUCUCCAAAGAGUCAACCUUCGUUUUUUCAUAAUGCAUUCCGGAAACUGUCUUCCUCUUCGUCUACAGGUGUUGUGCUAGGAAAGAUGGCGUCGCAGGGGGUAAUUAUUGAACGAAGGGUUAUGAAUGUUGACCAUCAUCGCGAUAGAUGUAAGAUUGCGGAGCUGGAUCAGGCCAAGCUCCGCCGUGUUGCCUUUUGUGUCGAUGUGGAAAUUGCAGGGACCUCCCGCAGGUCGGAAUCUGAAGAGGAGGAGACACACCAGCAGCCUCCCCAACCCUCACCACAGCAGGCACAUCCACAGCCGCCGGCAAAAAAGAAAUCAACAAUGGUUGACCAAAUCAGAGUUUUUAAAAGACAAGAUUCCAAACUUGCUGAGAAGGGAGAGGGCUCAACUGGCCAGUCAUCGCAACCAGGUGCUAAUGAAGGACCAACCGAGGCGGCACAAAGAACAGAUCCCACUAGCAGUGAAACGAAACCUGCAGAACUGAAUAAGGAAAAGGAAAAGCCAGCUUCUGGUAAAGAACCGACGAGAAAGCAGGAGAAGAAGAAGAGGUCUGAAGGCGAACGGAAGGAGCGCAAGGAGAAGAAAAGAAGACAGGCCGAAGCCAACGGGACCAUUCCUAUUCAACUUAUGCGGGACGGUGAAUCAGGCACCUCAGUUCCCCUCCGCCCCACGAAGGGUCAGGAACAUCCGACUACUGACCCUAUCCGAAUAUACCGCCGUUGUUGUCAACUACGGGAAACCGGUGUUUUGAAAAAGCUUGUGGAGCAGAUCUCGUCUCCCUCUUCGGGUCUUGCAGAGUCUCCUGGGACCAUUGCUGUGCUAGAUCUCAGCGGCGUUUGCAUGUCCUUUGCUGACCUUGUUACCUUCAGUGAUUGGCUUGCCAUUGUUCCGGUCCGGAAGUUGAUAUUACAAAAUUGUGGCCUCACUGAUGAAUCUGUGCGAGUGAUUCUUGCUGGGCUUCUGUCUACAAGGACUGUCGAGGAAGCAAGGCUAAGAAGAAGCCAUUUCAAAAAGCAUAACGACCGCAAAUCUACUCACGAUGAUAAACUGGGGGUAAUUGAGAAGCUGUCACUAAAAGAUAAUCCAAAGAUCGGUCACGAUGGAUGGAGAUAUAUUGCUCUUUUUAUCCACAUGUCACGAUCCUUGAUCGGGAUAGACCUCUCAGGAAUCCCUUUUCCACAAGCUUCAAUCCCGACGAUUGGGCCAAGCCCUUCAUCUACGAACCGGAGUAAGCCAAAUACGGAAAUAUCUACUGUUUUCGCAAAUGCAUUAGCCGAGCGGCUCGCAGGGAACCACUUGGAGGAGCUGGUUAUUAGCGAGUGUUAUCCAUCUGCUGAAGACCUCGCGAAAAUUUGCGCAGCAGCGCGGGCUGUUCAGCUGCGACGAUUUGGGGUUGCACACAACAACUUGACAGCGGAGGGGUUGGAACAUGUUAUUGAAUAUUUUCAUGCUGGCCAUUGCGAGGGGCUUGAUUUGGGAGGAAACAACUUGGUUGAACAUUUGGGACUGUUGUCAGCGGCUAUCCAGAAGGCGAAGGGCCAUCCCCUCGGUGCCCUUAGCCUGGCCGAUUGUUCACUUAUGCCCAAACCUCUCUGCUCCCUUCUCCAAGCGCUUACAUUUCUGCCGAAUUUCCGAUUUCUUGACCUUUCACAUAACCGUGGACUUUUUGCAACACCGCCUGACUCGCUGGCAAUGUUGCGACGAUAUCUCCCCCAAAUGGCAGAAUUGAAGCGAGUACACUUGGCGGAUGUCAGCCUCUCCCCAGAGCAUGCCAUAGCCCUUGCAGAAAUAUUACCGGAUUGCCGUCGUCUGUGUCAUAUCAAUAUUUUGGAAAACCCGAAAAUUGUUGCUCUAGCUGCGGCAAAAGACGCCACUGCUCAAGAAGAGGCUUGCGCAUUAUAUGCUUCUUUGAUGACAGCGGUCCGCAUUUCACAUACCCUUAUCGCAAUAGACAUUGACGUGCCUACGGCGGAAAACAAGGAAGUUGUCAAGGCCCUAGCAUCCCAAAUCGUUGCCUAUUCGCUUCGGAACCUCGAGCGAGGUGAGCUUGUGGAAGAGCUCUCUGAUGGCGCAACCCCUGAAAAACACACUGUCCCUAUGCCUGAUAUUCUUCUACAUAUCGUUGGAAACGUAGAUGAUGACGGGGUGGAUGAUCCCGUGAAGCCAGCUCCAGAUGAGGACUAUGUUAUUGGUGGUACUGGACUAGUGAAAGCUCUGGGCGUUUGCCUUGGUAAUGCUGAGCACAAUACCUUGGAGGGCAUGGGUGAUACAUCUCCGACUUCCACCGGCAGGUCAACACCGCUACGUCGUUCCAGUAGCGUUGGCACUAAAAAGCCUCGUGACAUGUCGAGGAAUCUCCUCAAUUCCGCAAGGAAAAUCCGUUUGCGAUUAAAACCGGUCCUUGUCAGGGAAGACAGGGCUGGUAAUGAAAUGAAUUAUCGACGGCUUCAAUUCCUUGACUUCACCCUGCAGAGGAUGAUUCAACGGUUCGAAGAUGAAUACCCAGAUACACGCCUCUCAACUGAACUGGAUCCCACAAAAGCAAAUCUUCCACAAUCGAGCUCUUCACACGCGUCCACAGCGGACUCCGUUGAGCAGUCUAAACUCGACGACUCCGCUAUCCUGGACGCACACGCACCAAGCCAAAGCGCAGAUCCAGACGCAGACGCAGACGCAGACACUGCCAUCGACGACGAGGACACAGACCACUACGCCAUCCGCCUGUCCCGCAGGGGGUCGAACACGUCCCUGCAUUCCAGAGCCCUCACCUCAGAGGAAGGCAGAGUCCACCGCUUUCAACAACAUAUCCGCCGUGACAUCCUCAACACCGACCUCGGAGCAGCUACGACGGAUACGCUGUCUCCAGUUCCGGAUGAAGCGAAGGUUGCGGCCUUGCGUGGAAAGCUCGAACGGCUUCGUAGCAGCGAAAUGCAGACGCGCAUCGAGCUCGUUGGGCCUGAUAAAGCGUUAGAAGAGCUGGGUGCGAAUAUUGAGGAGUUGCUUGCGCUGCGAGAGAGGGAUCCGGAGGCUUUUGAAAGUUUUAAGGCGAGCCAGAUUGCUGCUCAGAUUAAUUCUGGGCUUGGAAGGGAAGGGUUGUGA